AUGGCUCUCCAUGUGCUCGACCGACGUGAUGUCCAACGAAUUUGUAGUGGUCAGUCCGUAUUUGACCUUGCAACUGCAAUUAAAGAAUUAGUAGAGAAUGCGUUGGAUGCUGGUGCAUCACAGAUUGAAAUAAAGCUCAAGGAAUAUGGACGUGAUGCCUUUGAAGUUAGUGACAAUGGUGUAGGGAUCUCACCUGAAGAUUACGUCUUCCUAGCACGUAAACAUUAUACAAGCAAGAUUAAAAGCUUUGAAGAUAUUGAGAACGUCACGUCCUUUGGCUUUCGUGGUGAAGCACUGAGCUCAAUAUGUGAGCUUGCAUCAAGUUUUACAGUCUGUACAAGAACAAAGAAUGAUCAAGUGGGGACAUUAUUAGAGUAUGACACGAGUGGAAACUUGGUACAAGAGAGUAAGAAAGCACGGCCUGUGGGCACGACAAUUGUCGUAAAAGAGCUGUUCAAGCCAUUAGCUGUCCGAGCAAAGGAUUUUGAGCGCAAUAUAAAAAAGCACUAUGCUAAGUUCCUCAAGGUGUUGCAAGCAUAUGCUGUGAUUUGUGUGAAUGUGAAGAUGUGUGUAUUUAAUACCAUAGGCAAGAAUGCCACACGACAUGUUGUACUUGCUACUCAAGCGCAUCAGACGAUGGGAGAGAAUAUUGCCAACGUAUUUGGCACCAAGUUUUUCAGGACUUUACUGAGCGUGGAUAUGGAGCUGCGCGAUUAUUGGAAAACCGAGGAGGGUGAAGAUAAGAAUGACGCAAGAAAGGAGGGUAACAGUGACAGUGAACACGAAAGCUUUGAUGUGGAGACUGAAGACAAUUUGUGUGGGCAAGAAGGCAAGGUGAGAGGGUUUGUUUCCAAAGUGGGUGCUGGUGUUGGCCGAAGUGACAAUGACCGACAAUUUUUCUUCAUUAAUGGACGGCCAUUUGACUUGCCAAAGACGGCAAAAGCACUGAAUGAAGUGUGGCGACAGUACGAAAUGAAACAAAAGCCAGCAUGUGUACUCAACUUCUAUCUCCCUCUUGGUGACUACGAUGUAAACGUUACUCCAGAUAAGCGGGAGACGUUUUUGAAACAUGAAGCAAAACUUGUUAAUGCAUUCAAGUCGGGCUUGAACAAGCUUUAUGAGCCUAGUCGAGGGACGUUUAUGGCUCAGCCUUUGAUGACAACAUUUACUCGAGAUUCAAAGACGGAAGGUAUAAAAGAAUCUCCUCUACGAAAAGAGUUUGCUGCACAGCAACGUCAGUGUAUGCCUGCUGCUGACAAGAAAAAUAGUGAUGACGAGGCGAUAGCUGAGGUUGCGACGUUGACGAAAUCAUCUCAAGAUGACCAAGACGAUACUGAAGUGUCGCAACAAGAUCAUGUCAUUGUUGAAAUACUCCAGCCGAAGUCUCAAAAGUUUCAGAGGACUGAAAGUAUAGAACGAACACAAAACAAAAGUGAAGAUGCCGUUGAUGUAAAGCAAGCUUCGUCGCGAGAGACAGGUGUUGCAUCUCCGCUGUCAUUUGCAGAACACCCUUUGUUGGACUUGCGGAAGCCAGUCAAAAGACAAAAGCCUUUCCCAGGUCUCUCACUAUUGACUCUUUCGACGCCGGAAGAGUGUGUAUGGUCAUUUGAUGAGAUGAUUAAGCAGCGGCAGCAAUAUUUUGAGGAAGAAGUGGAGUAUGAACGAAAACGAAAGAUAAACCGCCUCAAGAUACCGAAGGCAUGUUCUGCGUUGGUCGAUGGAAACAUCCAGGAAGGAGAAAAUGAGAUUGCCGCGGCAGCUCUGCAGCGAGUGCUCAAGAAGGAAGAUUUCAAGCGCAUGGAAAUUCUUGGCCAGUUUAACCUUGGCUUCAUUAUUGGCAAGUUGGACAAUGACAUGUUCGUUAUUGACCAGCACGCCAGUGAUGAAAAGUUUAACUAUGAAAUGUUACAGCGAAGCACUGUUAUGCACCAGCAACCUCUUGUCCGACCGCUAAUGCUGGAGCUGACAGCCGGAGAAGAGAUGAUCAUCUUGGAUCAUUUGGAUGUUUUUGCAAAGAAUGGAUUUACGUUUCUAGUUGACAAGGACGCUCCAACAACGAAGAAACUAAAGCUGCUGUCACUGCCUUUCACGAAACACACGCAAUUUGGCAUUGAAGAUAUUCGAGAACUGGCGUCACUACUAAUGGACGCACCAUUAAAUCCAUCUACGAUUCGAUUGCCUAAAGUGAUGGCGAUGUUUGCAUCGCGAGCGUGCAGAAGCUCGAUAAUGAUCGGCACUGCUCUCCACAAAGAGGAAAUGCAAAAGAUUGUUCGUAAUCUGUCGGGCCUGGACCAGCCUUGGAACUGUCCUCAUGGGCGUCCUACACUUCGCCACCUUGUCGAUCUCUUACAUCUUGCUGAUAACAGCAAUUAA
Molecule: messenger RNA, 2373 nt
Organism: Peronospora belbahrii
Lineage: Eukaryota; Oomycota; Peronosporomycetes; Peronosporales; Peronosporaceae
Source: the annotation of a GenBank genome assembly